Molecule: messenger RNA, 1209 nt
Organism: Ictidomys tridecemlineatus (thirteen-lined ground squirrel)
Lineage: Eukaryota; Metazoa; Chordata; Mammalia; Rodentia; Sciuridae
Gene: Cd79b
Product: CD79b molecule
Biological process (GO): B cell differentiation; B cell receptor signaling pathway
Cellular component (GO): external side of plasma membrane; B cell receptor complex; membrane
Molecular function (GO): transmembrane signaling receptor activity
Source: RefSeq, a predicted model, not a curated record
GCAGUUACACGUUUUCCCCCAAGAGCCUCGGACGGUCACGGGCUCAGGCUCUGGGACAGAGCUGUGACCAUGGCCGGGCUGGUGCUGUCUCCGGUGCCUGGCAACUGGCUGGUGGUGCUGCUGCUGCUUCUCUCAGGUGAGCCCAUGCCAGCAGUGAAAGCAGAGGACUUGCACCAGAAUCUCCAAGGAAGUUCUUGUGCCCGGAUAUGGCAUCAUCCACGCUUCAUGGCCAAGAAACGGGGCUCUGUGGUGAGGAUGCACUGCUACAUACACACCACCAGCGUCCCCAGCAGUGUGACCUGGUUCCGGAAGCAAAUUAAGGACCAGGACCCUCAGGAGCUGCCCCCAGAACCGGGCCACAUCCUGCAGUUCCGGAAUGGCUCUGUCCACACCCUCACCAUCCAAGGCGCCCAGUUCGAGGACAACGGCAUCUACUUCUGCCAGCAGAAUGGCACCACCAAGCCUGUGUUUUGUGGCUGUGGCACGGAGCUGCGAGUCAUGGGGUUCAGCACCUUGGCACAGUUGAAAAGGCGGAACACACUGAAGGAUGGCAUCAUCAUGAUCCAAACCCUCCUCAUCAUCCUCUUCAUCAUCGUGCCCAUCUUCCUGUUGCUGGACAAGGAUGACAGCAAGGCAGGAAUGGAGGAGGACCACACCUAUGAGGGCCUGGACAUUGACCAGACAGCCACCUACGAGGACAUCGUGACUCUGCGGACAGGGGAGGUAAAGUGGUCUGUUGGGGAGCACCCAGGCCAGGAGUGAGGAGCCGCCGCCCACGCUCCAGCACAGUCCCCGGGCCUCACCGACUGCUUCAGAGCCGCCUGGAUCGCCACCCACCCCUCCUUCCUGGAUCCCCAGAUGGCUUCCAAAGCCACCUCCCCCUCCAGCCCCAGGUCCCCAGCUCCUGCCAAAGGACCUGGAGUAGGACAAGAGGGCAGUGACUGGGAGUGGGAGUCCUCAGGGGACAGAGUGGACCCAGCCUUCUGGGGAGGCUACGCACGGUCAUUCCCAGGUUUGGGACUGGAAAGCAGAGACUUGUGGGAACCAGCAAAUGGAUUCAGAACAGACCCACUUCCUGCAGAACCUGGGAAGAGCCAUGGCCCCCAAAGGGGCGGUGAGAACUUUGUUCCCCUCCCCCAUCCCCUCCCUCCCAGGGGCGCCGAGCCUGGAGCCCAUUCUCCCACGGAAUAAACAAUGUCUGACAACCCA